Messenger RNA from Plutella xylostella (diamondback moth), 1495 nucleotides. RefSeq lists its product as uncharacterized. The record is from RefSeq and is a predicted model, not a curated record. NCBI's taxonomy places the organism in Eukaryota, Metazoa, Arthropoda, Insecta, Lepidoptera, Plutellidae.
CUUCAUUCUGCUUUCAUGUGUCACCGACGUCAAACUGAUGCCAAAAAUGUAAAAUGUUUUACAAGAGAUGUUUGUUUUGUUAAUUAACCUUUUACUAUUACUAAUUUACGAAGUAGAUACGAAUAUAAGAGUUUUAGAUAGUGGUGUUUUCAAUUUCGACAAGGACGCUGUCGCCCUUCAGUUCUAUGUGGACCUGGAGAACGAGAACAGAACUCACGAGUGUGACGUGUCCUCGUGGUGCAAGCGAUGCUGCCUCGCGGCGCCGGGCGAGGCAGGGGGCGAGGCGGGCGAGGCGGAGGGCGAGGCGUGCGACGCGGUGGACGCCACCGCCACCAGCUACGACGUGAUCGCGCCGCGCGCGCGCCGCAGCCUCGCCUUCGCCUACCCCACGGCGCAGCCCUACGACCAGCGCGGCUUCUGUGACUUCAUGGUCGACUUCACCUGCGACAGGUACAAGAGGAGCCGGAAGCGCUUCGCCCUCAAAGUGCCCUUCGACACGAAGCUGACGCGCGCCGAGCACCCGGAGCUGAGCGUCGCCGCGUGCGAGUCCGCCGACCAGGACGCGCUGCGCGAGUGCGCGCCCGCCGACUGCGACCUCAAGUACAACGGACUGAAGCCCUUCUACGACGAGGAGAGCAGACGCUGCCGCCGCGCGCCGGAGUGCGUAGGGGAGGGCGCGGGGGACCUACCCGGGGCCGUGUACGUGCCGCGCAGCAACGCGUGCCGCCGCGCCGAGCGCCCGCUGUCGUUCGACGACGUGUACGCUAUGAGCCGGCCCGCGGCGCGCUACUGCGAGUGCUGCCACCAGCCGCAGUGCAUCUGCAAGAACGCGCGCGUGCGCGUGCUGUCGGACGACGUGAACGAGUUCCUGCGCAAGCUGCAGUGGCUGGCGGACUUCCUGCUGGGCCGCAUCAAGUGCAAGGACAAGGGCGCGUGCUGCGGCAUGUACCUGCUGUCGGCGGUGAGCGCGGCGGCGGCGGUGUGCAUCGGCAUGGUGUGCUGCCUGUGCGUGGUGCACACGCUGAUCGGCGUGCGGCGCGAGCUGCGCAUGAGCGAGCAGAAGGUGGGCAAGUACCGCAAGGUGGUGCGCGCGAUGACGUCGGACGUGCGCUGCACGGCGCCGUGCUCGCGCGACGAGCUGGUGGUAGCGUGCUCGCGGGAGACGGACCGGCUGGUGGGGGGGCGCGGGGGGCGCGGGGGGCUGGUGCGGGACGUCAUGCGGCGGCAGCUGCCCGAGGUGCGGUCCAGCCUGCUGGCGGCGUGCGAGGCGGCGCGGCGCCCGGGCGGGGGCGGGGGCGGCGGCCUCUCGGACUCCAGCCUCGAGGACCUACACCCGGGGCAUCUGGACACCAGCUCCACCACCUCGCUUGACGACGACGAACGCAGGCACCUCAUGAAAUAGUAUGUAAACGUAGGGUUCGUAUUAUAAUAUUGUAAUGAUCACUUUUCGUUUGAGGCAAACUGUUUAAUAAAUAGGACUCGUUUUUCCAUAAAA